AGUCAUUGGGCGUCACAGCUUGGGUUACCUGGCCUGCCUCAGGUAUGAAGGGCCACCUUUACAAAAUAGCAACGCGGAGUCAGGGCCUUGAUCGGCACAUUCACCACUUUACAAUUUAGUCUGGAGGAGCACCGAUGACGGUGACUCUCGGUCUUUGUUCUUCUCGAGCGGGAGGCGCAUAUAAUUACUCGCCUUCCCUCGGCUCUGAUCCUUUCUUCUUAACUCUCUGAAAAUAUAAAGAUAAAGCUCGCACUUCUGACGACUCGUUCACGGGAGGCGUAUUUCCUAUUUCCUAUUCCCUUUACAUUAGCAUCGUGCCAGACACAGUUUAAGAUACCCAUUUUUUACCGAUACCCUUCCGCUUUAAAAUUAUACCCAGACUUAAGUCUACGUCGUAAACAUGUCUCAUCUUCCCUCUGAGCCCGAGUUCGAGCAGGCCUACAAAGAACUUGUGGCCACUCUUGAGGAGAGCACACUUUUCGAGCAGCACCCCGAGUACCGAACCGCGUUGAAGGUCGUUUCCAUCCCGGAGCGUGUUAUCCAAUUCCGAGUCGUCUGGGAAGACGACAAGGGUAACCUGCAGGUGAACCGCGGGUACCGCGUGCAGUUCAACUCCGCUCUGGGUCCGUACAAGGGUGGCCUGCGAUUCCACCCUACCGUCAACCUGUCAAUUCUGAAGUUCUUAGGCUUCGAGCAGAUUUUCAAGAAUGCCUUAACAGGAUUGAGCAUGGGUGGUGGAAAGGGAGGUGCAGACUUCGACCCUAAGGGCAAGAGUGACAACGAGAUCCGACGAUUCUGCGAAGCCUUUAUGCGAAGACUUUGCCAGCACAUUGGCGCCGAGACCGACGUUCCCGCCGGUGAUAUUGGUGUCGGCGGCCGAGAGGUUGGCUACAUGUUCGGCACAUACCGCAAGGAGAGGAACAAGUGGGAGGGUGUCCUCACCGGAAAGGGUCUCUCUUGGGGUGGUAGCCUGAUCCGACCAGAGGCUACCGGCUACGGUCUUGUCUACUACGUUGAGCACAUGAUCAAAUACGCCGGCAAGGGCAGCUUCAAAGGAAAGCGCGUUGCCAUCUCUGGAUCCGGAAACGUCGCCCAAUACGCUGCUCUGAAGUGCAUUGAGCUGGGUGCCACAGUGGUGUCUCUGUCUGAUUCUAAGGGUGCUCUGAUUGCUGAGGGUGACGCAUACUUCACUCCUGAGCACAUCAACGAGAUCGCGGCCAUUAAGCUCGAGCGCAAGCCCAUCACCGAAUUCAGUGGCAAGUCGCAAUUCAAGUACAUCGAGGGCGCACGUCCCUGGGUACACGUCGGCAAGGUGGACAUUGCCCUGCCAUGCGCUACACAAAACGAGGUCAGCAAGGAGGAAGCCGAAGUUCUAGUCAAGAAUGGUGCGCAGUUCAUCGCCGAGGGCUCCAACAUGGGCUGCACACAGGAGGCUAUCGACGUGUUCGAGGCCGCCCGAAAGGAGAAGGGCAAUGACGCCAUCUGGUACGCACCGGGCAAAGCCUCAAACGCUGGUGGUGUUGCAGUCUCUGGCCUAGAGAUGGCGCAGAACAGCAGCCGCUUCAGCUGGACUCAGGAGCGCGUCGACGAGCGCCUCGCUCAGAUCAUGAAGGGCAUCUUCGACCAGAGCAUUGAGAAGUCCAACAAGUACGUCAAGACCAAGGUGGGUGAACUUCCCAGCUUGGUUGCCGGUGGUAACAUCGCCGGUUUCCUCAAGGUUGUCCAGGCUAUGCACGACCAGGGCGACUGGUGGUGAACUGCCUGGCAUGCAAAGCACAAGGCAUAUUAGCUGGAGGAGCCGGGCGGCUAUAGUUCGCCCAUCACGUCGAAGGAUUCACGUCUAGACGGGUGAUUAGCUAGU
Daldinia caldariorum is the source of this 1861-nucleotide messenger RNA. RefSeq names its product NADP-specific glutamate dehydrogenase. Gene Ontology annotation, molecular function: L-glutamate dehydrogenase (NADP+) activity. NCBI's taxonomy places the organism in Eukaryota, Fungi, Ascomycota, Sordariomycetes, Xylariales, Hypoxylaceae. The transcript is spliced from 5 exons. Bases 401 to 1756 code for a protein of 451 amino acids. The record is from RefSeq and is a predicted model, not a curated record. Gene Ontology annotation, cellular component: cytosol.